GGGGGGUGUUACUCCUCCCCUUUCGCCUUCGGAGGCAGUACCGUGGCUGAUGUGAAAUGAAAAUCCAUACGCUAUUCGAAAAGGGCAGCAUUAAAGCAACCAGCGUGGAUUCAACAAGGGAAGAGCACUUCCUAAAGAAUCCAUUUGGUAGAAGAGAGCUAAACACCUUUGCCCCGGUGCUGUUUGUGUAUUUUUGCAGAUAUGGCCCUCCCCCCUCCGGAUCCACAGUACGUUCUCCGAGGAGCCAAUGAUGCAGUCAAUACUCUGUGCUUUCAUUGCGCAGAUCCAAAACCGGAACUUCCCCUUCUUUUCUCAGGGUCUUCGGAUGGGCAGAUCCACAUCUGGAACAUAAAGACACACAGGAUGGAUAGAAUGCUGAACGGUCAUGGUGGAAAAUCAGUGCUUUGGGUGAAAACUUUAGGCAACCGAAAUACACUUCUUAGCCAGGGUCGUGAUCAAAAUGUCUGCUUGUGGGACUUGGCGGAAGGAAGGAAGGAUGUUACAGACUCUGUUUUCACAGACCAUGCUGGGUUCUGCAAAUGCUCCCUCUUGCAGGUGGCAGAGAGACGUUGGUUAAUGGCUAUGCCAGGCAAAGACUUAGAAGAGGUUCGGGUUUUGGAGCUGCCAUCCAAGACAUCAGUCUGUACCUUGAAGCCAGAGGCCGAUGCCAAACUGGGCGUGCCCCUGUGUCUGAAACUGUGGCAGCCUAGCGUUGGUUCGUCUCCUUCCCUUCUGGCUGGCUACGAGGAUGGGUCACUGGUUCUGUGGAAUUUGUCAGUGGGGAAAAGCCUGAGUCGACUCGCAUGUCAUCAGGAGCCAAUCAUGGCCCUUGACUUUGACUCGGAGAAGGCCAAGGGGGUGUCGGGCUCGUCUGAGAAGAUGCUGUGCGUCUGGAGGCAAAAUGAGCAGCAGGACCUAGAGAUGCAGCAGACAUGCCAGCUCACCAACCCUGGGAUCGCUGACGUGGCCCUCCGACCCGACAAGAAGAUUUUGGCCACCGCCGGCUGGGAUUACCGCAUCCGGAUCUUUGGCUGGAAGAAGCUAAGGCCGUUAGCCGUCCUGGACUACCACACGGCAACGGUCCAUUGCGUGGCCUUCUCGGACCACAGUCAGUCCAGGGAAAGACUGAUGGCAGCGGCCUCCAAAGACCACCGCAUCAGCGUCUGGGCAAUAUAUAAUCAAACAUGAGACAGGCCUGGAAAAUUGGACACCAGGCCAGCGAACAUUUACAGUGAAAGUGUUGAAACACGAUAGGGCUUAGCAGCUCUUUCGUAAGUGCCUCUAGCAGCAGCAACACACUUUGGAAAAUGUGUGUGGGGGGGUACAUUUAAUAGUAGCAAUGCUUUCGUGUAGCCCUUUGCUUACAUUAUCUCGUUGCCGUCCCUGUGACGGGCCUGUGAGAUGGACCCCACUGUUCUUUCGGUGUUGCUGGAGAGAAGGGUGCUGAGACUGGGAGAGACGCCCAAGGCCCACCUUGUGAGUUCAUUUCAAAGGGAAGAUUUGAACUGGGGGCUCUCUAGCUCACAGCUUAGCUGCCACAAACCAUGCAGGCGUCUUUUUAGACUCGGUGGUACCUUUCUGGACUUGAGGAGCAUAUAUUGUAUCUGGGCUUCAAUUAGUGUCGUUUUAAAUAAUUUCCAGGCGCCCUGGAGGGAUCUGACUCUCUUAAUUCUGCCUUUUAACUUCCUUCUGACUAGUCCCCUUAUUUUUGCAAAGUUCCCCCCUUUUGAAAUCCCAAGGGAUUGUUUUGGGCUUUGGGGGCAACUUUCC
Molecule: messenger RNA, 1770 nt
Organism: Gekko japonicus
Lineage: Eukaryota; Metazoa; Chordata; Lepidosauria; Squamata; Gekkonidae
Gene: GNB1L
Product: guanine nucleotide binding protein (G protein), beta polypeptide 1-like
Exons: 8
Coding region: 202-1188 (328 amino acids)
Molecular function (GO): protein binding
Source: RefSeq, a predicted model, not a curated record